AUGGCUGUUUUUCGGGCUUCUCGCGGUCAAAACCGUCUCUGGGCGCUUCCAUUGCUUCUCUCGCUGCUCUCGCUGCGCUCGCUGCUCGCGGGUCCGACGUGGCUCAGCCUCAGCCAGCCUCCUCCUGCGCUCAGCAGGCGCGGCGUGUUGGCGCUCACCGUGGCAGCGACCGGCAGAGCCGCCCCGGCACGUGCCGCCGCGAGCGUGGACACGGCCCGCCAGCAGUUGCAGGAGGCGCAGAAGGCCUUGGACGACCUCCUGGCGGGCUACGAGUCGAUCAAGAAGAACAAGAGUGGCGAUAUCGUUCGGAACGGGCUCAAGGCCAGUACUUCCCCUGUGGCGCAGGUUCAGAAGACUUGCGAAGCAGUGGCCUCAUCAGCCAGCGAUCCCGGCAUUUUUCAGGAUGCUCUGGAAGAGUUCGUGGAGGCCGUGGACAACGCCGACGGCCUUGCAUAUUCAUCUGGAUAUGCGAAUUCUGGAAACUGGCAGGUGAACAAUCCCGCAAACUACCUCGAGCAGGCCAGGUCGCAGAUCAAGACUGCGGCAAAGGACAUCAAAACAAUGCUGGAGCUGCUUGCUUAA
This is a messenger RNA of Symbiodinium sp. CCMP2592, 582 nucleotides long. The record is from the annotation of a GenBank genome assembly. NCBI's taxonomy places the organism in Eukaryota, Dinophyceae, Suessiales, Symbiodiniaceae.